Molecule: messenger RNA, 780 nt
Organism: Vicia faba (fava bean)
Lineage: Eukaryota; Viridiplantae; Streptophyta; Magnoliopsida; Fabales; Fabaceae
Source: the annotation of a GenBank genome assembly
AUGGUUUACCUCCGCAGGAUCAAAGCUAUUCCUUAUAAGGUCCUUCUUCCAACAACAAAGAUAUAUGUCAAUAAGAUCACUAACCUUAGAAUCAACUUCAAAACCCCUAGUGCUGCCAAUAAUUUUAAAGCCAAGAUUGUUUGGCAACUGACAGUCAUUCAAGAUCUUGACCUUUUCGCCAUUACCGAUUCUCCAAGGCGCCCUUUUUUAACCAAAUCUCUCGCAACGCCAAUAUCGUUUCCCCAGCAGGCUGGUGUUGAAUUCGCAGAUGCCCCUAAACCUUAUUCCUCUAUCCCCUUUCGAACGGGCCAUCUUGUCCCAACUUAUCCAGUGAAUCUUCCGCUCCCCAUUCUUGGCUCCCCACUAAAACCUAGCCAACAUCGCCUCCAUCUCGUGAAAAACCUGUUCAGGGAGCUUGUAGCAACAUAUAAUAUAACUUGGGAUAGCUUGCACAACUGCCUUAAUGAAGAUCUCCUUCCCAGACCUAGAAAGGAACUUUUCCUUCCACCCGUCAACUUUUUCCACACUUUCUCGACAACCAAAGAAAAAAUAACCUUCUUGGAUCGCUCAAAAAUUACCGGUAAGCCCAGAUAUACGUUGUUCCUCUCUGGUGUUAGCUCUAGCAAAGAGAAGACAAUCAUCCUCAAAGAACAAAUGGGAUAUUACCGGAGCCCUCCUAGUUACCCGAAAGCCAUGGAUACUCUUGUUAGACCAUGUGCAAUGGUGUGUUUAAUUGAACUCAACAUGGCAAAAUCAUGUGCAAUGGUGUGUUUAGAGUAG